Messenger RNA from Pomacea canaliculata, 1802 nucleotides. RefSeq lists its product as uncharacterized. Lineage: Eukaryota; Metazoa; Mollusca; Gastropoda; Architaenioglossa; Ampullariidae. The transcript is spliced from 2 exons. The record is from RefSeq and is a predicted model, not a curated record. Gene Ontology annotation, molecular function: protein binding. Bases 890 to 1459 code for a protein of 189 amino acids.
GCUUUGUAUGUUGUUGAUCAAAAAACAACAAACCUUGGGUGACCAAGGGCCUAAAAACAGUGCUUAACAAAAAGAAACGUGUUUUUCACGGGUUCUGGCCACAACAGAAAAUUGGUACAUAGAGAGGUCCAUGAUGCUAUCCGUUGGGUCAAGGUGAAGCACAAGUCCAAAAUAGAGUCUCAGUUUGCUACAGGUAACAUCCGAGUAGCUUGGCAGGGACUCUGUGUGUGUCUCUUUGACACAGACAUCAGGCUAAGUAGACAAUCAGUAUUAUAUUAUUCACUUCCAAGUUAUCAGUAAAUAAACACAAAAAUGAGUUUCCAUUAUAAAUGACUCAUGCUGGUAUGUUGCGGAACAAUACAUAAUGGCAGAAGACAAGUUGGGAUACUUGAUGUUUAUUUUUCUAAUAAAGUGGUAUUCUGUAAUUUCACUCUAAUCUCAUGCAUCAUUAAAUGUACAUCCAAUUCCAUUUGAUAUCGAAUGUCUUCAGGAAAGUUUUCCGUUGUACGAGCUACCAUUUGAUAAAACAACUCAUUCUGGGUAGCCUGUCUUGGCUCCACCAUUGCUUUCUCCAUGAACCUCUCCCUGGACGUAUGCAGUUGUUCUAGAAGCUCCACAUCCCGUGAAACUGGCUUGGUGGUGUCUAAUUUCUCUACCUUCCUCUUCUUUCUUGCACAGUCUGGUGCCUUUGGUGGUGGUGUUUGCUCGUACACACUGGGUGAGGUUGGGGCAGCAGUUGCUUCAGCAACUUUGCAAAUGAUUUAGUGUUUUUUCUUUUUAAAUCAAAAUUAGUCUGACUACAUGUUGGCUUGGGCAUAAGUGGUUUUAUGAGAGUAAAAGAUUUCUUCUGUUUCCAGUUUUGAAAGAGGUUGUGGAAAGUCAGCUAAAGAUGCAGCGAAGUACACAGGCCAUGAUGAUUGUUAUAGGAGGGUUCUUGCAACCCCGGACAGGGCCCAAGAACCCAAGACUACAAGGUGUAGAGAAGAUAGAUCCUCGUUCCAAUUCCUGGUCUUCUCUAGCGGAUUUUCCGAUGAAAAGUUCAGGAGCAGUAGCCCUUACCCUUCAUGGUCAUUUAUUUUGUUUGGCAUAUGAACCUGUUGAAAAUCGCCGUGAUGCCACCCUAGUCACAGAAACAAGAUUUUUUGAAUUUGACUUGGUGAAAAACCAGUGGCAUGAUGCAAGGAGCAAAUUUUCAGAUCAGGUCUUGACGUGUAUAGAUGAAUGUUUGCAAGCUUCUGGUGCAGUGACCAUGUGUGAGGAAACAAGUGUGAUCUACACUGUGUCUGGUACUGAGGUAUGUAGGAUACCCUUCACGGAACUUGAUGGAAAUAUCUUUUGUAAGCAAGUGCAUUAUUUGCCCAAACCUGCUGAAUACAUGUCGCCAUCACAUUGUAUGCAUUCAGCCAUUGUGGUUGUCACCUGCACUCUACAGUGCCUUUCAGACAAGGAACAUAAGUAAAUCAAAACACAGACAACAAUUCAAAAAUAUAAUAUAAUUUAAAAAUUAAAAGAGAAACACAACACAAAACAAUUCCUAAUUUCCCAACCCCACAGUUCGAAAACACGUUUCUUCCAAAGUUUCAAAAGUAUUCACUCUUCUUGCACAGUUCCUCUCAAAGUCUCACUUGAAACAGCACAGCGUUUCCGCUUCUAGCAUACACCAUAUAUCCACAUGAAAAGUACACAAAGUUUCCACUUCUUAAAGUUAUAUCCAACUCAGCACUGGUCAGGAACCCCAGGCGGAUAAGACGAGUAGACGAAGAACAAUCAACCAAAAGUAAAAUAAAACACAAAAGAAAAAC